UGUUGUUUGGGUGAAGACCGUGGAAACUCACAAGGGAAGCCCAAUGAGUGGGACACAGUCAACACUCACUGACAGGACCCCAAGCAUUCUCAACAAGGAUCCCGCAGACAAGAAACCUAAAAAUGACAAAUCUUCUGUCUCCCUCAAACAUGAGUUUGACCCUACAGGGCUCGUGCAGCGUUGUGUGAUAAUCCAAAGAGAUGAAAAUGGCUUCGGGCUGACAGUAAGUGGAGACAACCCUGUGUUUGUGCAGCUGGUCAAAGAAGAUGGAGCUGCGAUGCGAGCAGGUGUCCAGACAGGAGAUAGGAUCAUUAAGGUUAAUGGGACCCUAGUUACACAUUCAAACCACAUAGAGGUUGUAAAGCUGAUAAAAUCGGGAUCAUAUGUAGCCCUGACGGUGCUGGGCAGGCCUCCUGGGCUUCCUCAUCUCCCUCUGGGGGAAGAGGAGAAGGAGGCAGGAGGAGAGGUCAGCACUCCUUGCUCUCUCUCCGUGCCCCACUCACCUGCACUGCCAGGCGGAGAGCAACGCAGCAUCCUGGACCACAUCGCCUCCUCGCUGCCUGAUGGGGAUGAGAACAAAGUCAUGCACAGCCAGAAAGUUGACAUCCUAAAGAUGAUCACCAAGGAGCAACAGGAGUUACAAGCAAAGGAGGAGGAUUACAGCAGAAACCCCCGACCGAAACUACUGAAGGAGAUCCAGGACGGAAAGAAGCACAUUUCACUGCUACAGGAGCAGCUCAGCAAAGCAACAGCAUUACAGGAUGGAGCUGCAGGGUCCAGGAACGGUGAGGCUGAGGAGGGGGACAGCGCGUCUCCUCCGAGGGAACAGACAGUGUCAUGGCGGGGUGACGGGGUUAACGACGGGCUGUGGACCAACAACAACUCUUUGGGUAGCAGCCCCCUCCCAGACAGUCCUGGUAAAAGAGAGACGCCCUGUCAGAGCCCAAACAUCAGCCGUCACGGCCUCAACUCCUGCUCGUCGCCCGACACUGAGGACACACCUGACUCUGACUCCAGCGCCCAGUGCACUGUGGGUAGCCGUCCCUACCUCCUCCACCCGCAGAUCAUUGGAGCAGAAGAUGACUACUUUGACUCUCAACAAGAGCAGAUUAAUGGGCAGUGCAGCUGUUUCCAGAGUGUAGACUUGCUGAAGUGUCGGCCGGCUCACCUCGCUGUCUUCCUCCAUCAUGUGGUCUCACAGUUUGACCCCACGCCUCUGCUGUGUUAUCUCUACGCUGACAUGCACAAGCAAACCAGCUCCAAAGAGAGCCGACGCUUCUUCAUGGAGUUCCACUCGCUCUUCAUGGAUCGAGCAGCAAAUCUUAAAGUACCAGUGCCAGAGACCAUUGCUUCUGAAUUAGAGAAGCGGAGGCUGGAGUUAAUCCCAGAGGAUCUCUGCAAACAGUACACCCAGCAGUUACAGGACGCACUCCUGCCAGACCUGCACAAGAACCUGGAAGACUUCAGACAGAAGCGCAGUAUGGGUCUGACUCUGGCUGAAGACGAGCUGUCGAAGCUGGAGUCAGAGCGAGGAAAAGACCAGCAGGCCAUAGAGAAGGAAUGCUCCUGUGCUGAACACAUCCUCACCAAGAUAGAAGAUAUCCUGUUGACUUCACAUCCCACAGAAGAAGAGAAGUGCCAAACAAUGCAGUAUGUGCUUCUCACCUAUAUGAAGCACCUCGGGGUGAAAGUGAAGGAGCCUCGCGGCCUCGAACAUAAGAGAGCGCGUAUUAAUUUCCUGCCCAAGAUUAAGAAGAGUAUCAAGCCUGAGAAGGAAGGCGAGGAGAAGGUGAAGAAGCCUCGAUUUCCCAACAUCCUCGGCCCUCCUCGGCGCCUAAGCAGAGUGGAUUCAACAUCAGUCGGUAAGGCCGUAGAGUUGAACAAGCAGCGGUCACCAAAGCAGCUGACUCAGCCGGCCUUCGGCAUCCCCGAGCAGUCCGACUCCUCUGCAUCAAAUUCUGGACGGAGCCGUGGGAAUCAGCUCAGCGAAGGAUCGGACACAAGCGCCCAUUUUUCACCUUCUACCACCUCAUCUAUACACAGCUCCCCCACUGGUCAGGCCUCAGAUACCAGCGGACAGGACUCGGACUCCAAUAUCUUCCCAUUUUCCAUCCAGCCCAGACUGACUGAGAGUCUGCAGUCUGGAGACCACCAGGACAGCGUAUCCAGUCCAACCAGCACUCAGUUUGACUUCAGCCCCUCCACCCUGGAGCAGCUACAGGAGGAAGACCCGGAAAAUUUCAGGAUGGAGGUGCAGUGUGCGGUGACCCCAGCCGACAUCCACAGUGAAGACGACCAGGGAGGUGAGGUGGAGGGUGGAGAAGACCCCCCGAACUGGCAGAGUCUGGUCAGCCGAGAUGUCCUUGCAAGCUUGACGCCAAAAGAAAUCAAAAGGCAGGAAGUCAUCAAUGAGCUGUUCUACACCGAGCGAGCCCACUUGCGGAUGCUGAGGGUGUUGGACUGUGUUUUCUAUCAGAGGUUGAACAGAGACGGUGUUCUUCCCUCAGAAGACAUUAAACACAUCUUUACCAACCUGGACGAAAUCAUUCAGCUUCAUGUUUCUGUAACAGAGCAAAUGGUAGCAAUCAGGAAGAGGAGCGAGACGUCUGUGAUCGGUCAGAUUGGAGAUGAUCUUCUGGCGUGGUUCAGCGGUGAGGAAGAGGAGAAGAUAAGAAGAGCUGUGGGAACUUUCUGUUGCAACCAACCGUCUGCACUGGAGCUCAUUAAGACCAGACAGAAGAAAGACCAGAGGUUCACUUUAUUCAUGCAGGAGGCCGAGAGUAACCGCCUGUGUCGCAGGCUGCAGCUUAAAGACAUCAUUCCUGUGGAAAUGCAAAGAGUGACCAAGUACCCGCUCCUACUGGACAACAUUGCUAAGUACACAGAGGACGGCGAGGAGAGAGAAAAGGUGAAGAAAGCUGCAGAGUGCUGCAAAAAGAUCCUCAACCAAGUCAACCAAGCCGUCAAAGAGGCUGAGAACAAACAGAGGCUUGAGGAGUAUCAGAGACGGUUGGACGUCGUGUCACUGAAGCAGACUGAAAACCCCGUCAUCCUCGAGCUGAAGAAUCUGGACCUGACCAAGAGGAAGAUGGUGCAUGAAGGACCUCUCUCCUGGAAAGUCAACAGAGACAAGACUAUUGAGCUCUACACGAUCCUCCUGGAGGACAUCAUGGUUUUACUGCAGAAACAGGACGAACGUCUGGUCCUCAAAUUCCACGGCAAGAGUCUGGCCAGCGCCACCGAUGCCAAGCAAACCUUCAGCCCCAUCAUCAAACUCAACACUGUCUUAGUUCGUCCAGUGGCUACAGACAACAAGUCUUUCUUCGUCCUGUCCAUGUCGGAGAACGGGGCUCAGAUCUACGAGCUGACGGCUCAAACGGUGUCCGAUCAGAGAACGUGGCAGCGGCUGAUCACACAGCGUGCCGAUGCCAUGAAGGCCAAACCUCAUAACAGCGUUGCUCCUCCAGCUCCGUCUGAUGCUGAGCCGGAUGCUAUUGAGAUCAUCAACUGUGAGAUGCCGAAGUCCAGCAAAGAUGCUAAUGGCACCGCAAGUGGAAGUGUCCAUUCUUCAGUGCCAGAUAUAGACGUCGCCUCUUCUCCCGACAUUCAACCUCCACCGACGAGUCUCAACCCUUUCGAUGGCAUGAAGUCAGAUGACGAAGAAGAGGAGCUGGCAGUGCCAGACAGACCGGAGGAAGAGCUGGAUGAGGUCGAUGAAAAAGAACUAGAGGCUUUCCUGGAUGGGCAGCUGGAAAACAGACUGUCCCUCCUUCAGGAAGGCUCACGCCAAGGCAUCGCUUUUGAAAAUCAGGAGCACAAUGCAUUCGGCUUACCCACCUCCAAAGCUGAAGAUGCUCUGAGGACAUUGGUGAUGCUGAAGCAGGUGCUUUUCAACCACAUGAUGAGCAGAGAAGCUGAGGAGGAGAAAGAGGAGACUGAGGAGAACAAGCCGAGUAGGGCUACCGGCUGUCAGCUGAGUGCGUCCUUGCCUGGGAGUCCAGAGGGGCCUUCUGCUGCGUGUGAUGAAAGCCGAGCAUCUGCAAGUUCACAAAAAGACGACCCUCAGCUAUCACCUGAACGCAACGGUGAGGGAAUCAUAAUAUUUUUUUGGUUUCAAUAGUGAUGGCACAGGUAGUUUUUUAUCAACACAACCAUUCCAAUCUCUCUUUCUUUUCUGCAUCCAGGUGGUUUUGUGCUCCUGGAUUGGGGUGGAGCCUCUGAAGAGAGCAGCACUGAUGAUGACGUGGGAGUAGGAGGAGGUGAUUUGGGGAUCGACAUGAGGAAACUGCUGUCCUCCUCCUCGCAGACAGGGGGCCACGGUCCCAAUCUCAGCCGGCAGCUUAUGACCCACCUGCGCCUCCUACAGGCCGACCUGCAGUAUCUGAAGGAAGUGGAGAUGAAGUACAAUGAGCUGCGACAAACACUGCCUGACAUGGCUGCUGACUCGGACGACAAUAACGGUGUGUUUCACUUCAAACCUCACACACACAUCAAUCUUUUGCACAUUUAUUGUAAAUCUCUUAACGCCAUUACUCUGAUAUCUUUCAGAUGGGAUUCAGUGAUGACAGACUUCCUGUUGUCUCGAUCAUGUGAGCCAAAUUUCACGUCACUCGUCGACGAUCGCAUACUUCUGGAUGAAAUCCUCGACCACUUUUCACUGUUAUCGCCAAUAAUGGAGGCUCACUGCCCAUGUGACAAUCUAGUGGAAGACUUUAUCAUUAUUAUGAGGAAUGCUCCACUGUAAACUCAGAUUCCUUCAAGAGAAAAGACUCUGUGGAAUAAACUGAGGACAGUUCAGUCACGUUUUGCUAUAGUAAUAAUAAUCAACUGCAUAAAUUAUCGUAAACACUGGAGAUAUGAAACGGAAAAGGGUAAGUAGGGUGUGUGAAGUCACUCACACGUACAGCAGUGAAGCAUUCAGACAUGGAAAAAAAGACAUAAGGACUGUGACAGUAGAUUAUUCUUCAGGACUCAGAGCACUGCUGUAGGCUUGAUAUAAAAGUCUGCAAUAAGAAAUAAGAGAUAUCCUGUAUAUAAUCAGCCGAGCACUUCACAUUUCAAUUUUCUGACUGUGCUGAAUAGCGAACCUCCCCCUGAAUGCCAGAAAUUCCUCCUGCCACACUGAUGGUGAAGUUUUUUUAAUUUAAUGUUUGUCUUUAGUCUUUCUUUGCAUAAAAUUGGAAGUGUAAAAACCCCACCACCAACCAAUCUAAAGCUCACUAAUUAACAUGCUGUAUUUGGUUUGUUUAAUGUGUAGAAAACAAUUAAAGGUGAGUUAUGUGCUGGAACUAUUUCAUGAUCAUUGUGUCUGCACAGAGAAUUAAAGCUCACCUACAAUAUGUGCUAACACAUGCUAUAGCUGGAGGAUGGAUGUUUCUAGCUUCAGCCUGUAGCUCUCCCUAAAACCACAUUUUGUUGUAACAUUUAUUCCUGUUUAAAAAUGAACCAAAUGACAUACAAUGUGUAAGUUAGUGAGCUUUAAAAGUGCAUGUUUUUGAACUUUGGACAGACCCAGGCUAGCUGUUUCCAUGUACUUCCAGUCUUUAUGCUAAGCUAGGCUAAUCAUGGCCUGAAGCUAGCUCCAUGCUGAACACACAGACAUGAUAUUAAUAUCAAUUUUCUCAUCUCUCAUUUAAAAAGAAAACAAACCAUAAGUACUUCUCCAAACUGUGAACCACUUCUUUUUAAAGAGCAA
Molecule: messenger RNA, 5695 nt
Organism: Scomber japonicus (chub mackerel)
Lineage: Eukaryota; Metazoa; Chordata; Actinopteri; Scombriformes; Scombridae
Gene: arhgef12b
Product: Rho guanine nucleotide exchange factor (GEF) 12b
Exons: 36
Biological process (GO): G protein-coupled receptor signaling pathway; intracellular signal transduction
Cellular component (GO): cytoplasm
Molecular function (GO): G protein-coupled receptor binding; guanyl-nucleotide exchange factor activity
Source: RefSeq, a predicted model, not a curated record